Molecule: messenger RNA, 1466 nt
Organism: Caenorhabditis angaria
Lineage: Eukaryota; Metazoa; Nematoda; Chromadorea; Rhabditida; Rhabditidae
Source: the annotation of a GenBank genome assembly
AUGGGUAUUUUCUCGGCGCUUUCGGGAAUUUUUGGAAUCGGAAAAAAACAGGUCAAUAUUAUUGUUGUUGGUUUGGACAAUUCGGGAAAGAGCACAUUUUUGAAUCAUUUGCGCCCGGUAGAUCAAAGAUCAUCGCAAAUUGUGCCGACUGUUGGCUUCUCGAUGUCGAAUUUCAGCACUGGAAAUCUGACAUUUAAUGCGUUCGAUAUGGCUGGGCAGGGAAAAUAUCGAUCGAUGUGGGAAUCGUAUUAUGGAACAUCGCAGGCACUGAUUUUUGUUGUUGAUAGCGCGGAUCGAAUGCGGAUUCCGCUAGCUAGGGAUGAAUUCUGGAUGAUUAUGGAUCAUAAAGAUAUUGCAAAUAGACCGGUAUGCAUUUUUGGUGAAUUUUUAAAAAAAAUUCGCAGACAGCAGGAUUCGAACCUACGCGGGCAAAGCCCAUUUGAUUUCGAGUCAAACUCCUUAACCACUCGGACAUGUCUGCACAUUUUUCGGCGUUCAAAAUAUCGUUUUUAUAUUUUAUGCCUGAAUUUGUUGCUAGUUUUGAAAUGACAAAACAUUUUUUAUUACGAACAAGCCUGUAUGUCAAAAAGAUUUUAGAGCCAAAAUCUACAGUAAUCCUAUAAAUUAACAAGAAACUGUAGAUCACCUGGUUUGUGAGCUAAAUAUCUACAGUACCCAAAAAAAUUCCAAAUUUCUUUUGCUCAACUAGAUUUUAGAGCCAAGCCCUACAGUAAUCCUAUGAAAUACUAAGAAUCUGUGGCUCACCUGGUUGACCUAAGCAUCUCCAUUACGAAACCAAAAGUUCACUUUUAAACUUCUACCGUACACCAACUCUUUCCAGAUUCCAAUAAUGGUCCUCGCUAACAAAAUGGACGAAACUGAUGCAAUGUCAGCGUCAGAAAUAUCAGUUAGUCUUGGUUUAGAUGUAAUUCGAGGGCGACAUUGGUCAAUUCAAGCAACUUGUGCAACUAGUGGUGUAGGGUUGGAUAAGGUUAGUUUUUUUUUUGUUUUGUGCACAAGUCUGGCUCAAUUUUCCGUAGACCAUGAAAUUUUCUGAAACUGAAAGAAAAAAUAUAUGGCUCUAUUUAGAUUUUGAAUGAAUACACAGAUAAUCCCUUUUUCACGUCAUAACUCAUUUCAAAAAAAAAACAUUUCAGAAUUUAUGAAAAAUGAAAGGUGUUAACUGAUAAGAAGUUCAAAAAAAUCUAAAGUAGACUACUGUAAUUUCUUGUGUGUAAUUUCGCGUCGCGGUGUAUAUGUGUCGCUUCAGUGAUUCCGCGAACUUUUUGAAUUUUUUUUUCUCAGCAAUUGAAUUUUGCAAAUUAUUGAUAACUGAAGCUCUAGAGACAAAUUCAAUAACUGUUAAGCUAAGACUUUUCAAAAGUCAUUCCCAACUAUACAAUUUCCAGGCUCUCGAAUGGUUAUCGGUCGAAGUGCAAAGAUUUCUCGACAGUCGGAAAACAUAA